AUGGUCGAUCAAGUAGGCAAAUCUCCAAUGCAGGUUCUAUUAUCCCUUUUGCAUUCUAAUGGUUAUGUUUAUGAAAUUACUACAACCGGGUUAAACGAAUUAGAAAAUUUAUUCUUCAUUCAUCCGACAUCAUUUGAUAUUUGGCGUGCAUUUCCGUAUGUGUUGAUUAUAGAUGUCACGUACAAAGCAAACCACUAUAAUAUGCCUUUUCUUGAGGUUGUUGGUGUAACUUCAACCAACAAAACAUUUUCCAUAACUUUCGCCUUUAUGCAUAAUGAGAAGACAAUUAACUAUACAUGGGUCUUAAACUGUCUAAAGUUAACACUGAUGAAUGACUUGAAUAUAAUGGGUGAUAUUCCAAAAGUCUUUCAUCCAUACAUAAAAAAUAUAAGAAAUGUUAAACCCGAUGGAAAUUGUGGAUUUCGAGCACUAGUUGUUUGCCUCGGACUUGAUGAACAUGAAUACUAUGAGUACAUUCGACAGCAAAUGAGAGAAGAGUUACAAAAUCGAUAUCAUAUCUAUGCGGACAUUUUUGUCAGGGAUGUAAAUUCAUUAAAUCAUGACUUGUGUUUCUUUGGGUUGCCUUCUCCAGAAGAACACUGGAUGAAAAUGCCUGAAGCAGGUGUUCUGAUUGCCAAUAAGUUUGGUGUAAUCGUCCAUUCUUUAAGCAUGUCAGACAGUUUCAGUAUUUUCCCGUUUUGGAGUGGUCCGGAAGAGAUUCAACAUCACAGAGCUCUUACAAUUGCCCUAGUAAAUGACGAGAACCAUUAUGUCAUGGUGGAAUUACAAGGAGGGUACCCAAUGCCUACAAUCAUGCCUUAUUGGAAUUUUCGCAACAUUAGCAUGUCUGUGGCUGGAUGGGAGACCAUGUAUAGGUGGCGUCUAGAAUUAUAUACCCAACUUUAUCGUCGUGAAAGUUGUUUUGUCGAUCUAGGUGAUUAA
This is a messenger RNA of Helianthus annuus (common sunflower), 942 nucleotides long. RefSeq lists its product as uncharacterized. The record is from RefSeq and is a predicted model, not a curated record. The transcript has a single exon. Bases 1 to 942 code for a protein of 313 amino acids. NCBI's taxonomy places the organism in Eukaryota, Viridiplantae, Streptophyta, Magnoliopsida, Asterales, Asteraceae.